Hibiscus syriacus is the source of this 512-nucleotide messenger RNA. RefSeq names its product succinate dehydrogenase assembly factor 4, mitochondrial-like. The transcript has a single exon. The record is from RefSeq and is a predicted model, not a curated record. NCBI's taxonomy places the organism in Eukaryota, Viridiplantae, Streptophyta, Magnoliopsida, Malvales, Malvaceae. Gene Ontology annotation, cellular component: mitochondrion. Gene Ontology annotation, biological process: mitochondrial respiratory chain complex II assembly. The coding region runs from base 93 to 446 and encodes 117 amino acids.
UCCUUUUUAAUCCCUUCUUUCUCAGAGAACAAAACCAAUUUAGGCUUCAAUUCGUUCCCGCAUUUUCGUUGCCGCUUGCUAAAGAGCAAAAAAUGGCGAAAGCCAGUCUGAGCCGUCUAUUCUCGUCGCUAUCAAAGCACUCUAUUUCCAAACCGUCUUUCACUGGUUUCAGAUCAGAUUCGGUGACUCGUUUUGCUUCCAACUCGGCGACUCACUUUGUAUGCUCCUCCGCUCAGCAAUCUCAGUUGAACCAUGGAGGAAAGGUCGACGAGGAAGAUGGGAAAGCUGUGAGAGGGAAUCUUGAAUCGAAGAAUAAAGAAGAAAGUGAAGGCGUAGAUGAAGAAGAUCAUGUGAAUAAAGAGACGGGGGAGGUUGGUGGUCCUAAAGGCCCGGAGCCCACUCGGUACGGUGAUUGGGAACGCAACGGUCGUUGCUACGACUUCUGAAUAUUGAGGUUUUUUCCUUUCUUUUUGGUAAUGUAGUUUGCUAAAUUUUUAUAUCAUGAAUGUAGA